UCCGUCCGCUUGGCACACCUCUUUGCGCAUCGGCACUCCGGCGCGGUCACAGCACACUGGGAGUCCCAUCCAAGAGAGCGCACGCCUGAAAUUAAAAAAAAAAAAAAGAGAGAGAGAGAGAGAGAGAAAGACGCAAAGAAAAAAAAAGGAAACUGAGGAUAAAUUAGGAGGAUUUCUAAGUGAGGAAAAAAAUGAUGGAUUGAAUUUUUGAAAAAAAAAAUGUCAAAGUGGGAUUUGGAUUUUUUCCCGCAGUUUCCUAAAGCUUCCCCUCGGUUUGUGGAAUACUUUGCGUUCUGGUCACUGAUGGGAGAUUUCCAGCUGGGCUGAUGCGGAUAAAUGAAACCAUGACAUGUUCUGGUCUUGCACAGACUGAGACACUGACAGGGGUGAUGCUUUUUGUGUGAGGCGACUUCAAACUCUGACGCAGAGUCAUUUCUGACGAAGGGGCGCCGUAGUAUCCCGUAGUAUUCCGAGGACUUGGCUUCCCGGCGUGCGCCUCCAGCCAUCCAUCCGCUUGACAGGCCACUGAGAAUGACCAAAGAGACAUAUGAUGCUGAAAUGAAAUGCUUUCCUGCGAGUGAAUGGGAGUAAAUCGCACCGACUGCAUCCAAGCGCCUCAGAUCUGAGCGGACGAGCCAUUACGCAUGGAGAUAACUUGGAACUGAGCGGAUUUUUUUACCGGUUCAAACUUAAUUUUCACGACUCGAACUACAAAGCAACCUGAUAACAAAAGCUAUUUUACACUUCCUCAAACAGAAAAUGACUAGCUGCCUUUUCCAAGUGGCAUUACUCGUGGCUUGCGUCCUCUCCAUCCGCUGCACCACUGCGCCCGGGGCCGAGACGCACAACACGGUGUCCCGGGAUACCUGCGCGUCCUGCGGGGUGGCACAGCCGGAGGACCCCGACUCGGGCCGGCUGAACCUGGACUUCCUGGAGGCCGUCAAGAGGCACAUCCUGAGCAGGUUGCAGAUGCGGGAGAGGCCCAACAUCACGCACCCCGUCCCGAAGGCGGCCAUGGUGACGGCGCUCCGGAAGCUCCACGCCGGUAAAGUGCGCGAGGACGGGAGGGUCGAGAUCCCAAACCUGGACGGGCACCCGAUGAGCAACGAGGUGCUGGAGGAGACCUCGGAGAUCAUCAGCUUUGCAGAGACAGAUGAGCUGGUGACGUCCAAGUCAAGCCUGUUCUUCCUGAUCUCCAACGAGGGGAACCAGAACCUCUACGUGACGCAGGCCACCCUCUGGCUCUACUUCAAGCUGCUGCCUGUUCCUCUGGAGAUGCGUCCGCGAAGGAAGGUCACGGUCAAGGUGUACUACCAGGAGCCUGGCCUGGGCAGCAAGUGGAACCUGGUGGAGAAGCGCGUGGAGCUGAAGCGCAGCGGCUGGCACACCUUCACGCUGACCGACGCCGUCCGGUUGGUGUUUGAGAAAGGCGACCGGCGUCAGAACCUGGACGUGCGCUGCGAGGGCUGCGAGGCGGACGGCGUCUUGCCCGUGCUGCUCAAUCACAACGACGAGUCCCAUCGGCCCUUCUUGGUGGUGCAGGCGCGACAGGCCGACAACAAGCACCGCAUCCGCAAGCGAGGGCUGGAGUGCGACGGCAGCAGCAGCCUGUGCUGCCGCCAGCAGUUCUACAUAGACUUCCGGCUCAUUGGCUGGAACGACUGGAUCAUCGCGCCGUCGGGCUACUUUGGGAACUACUGCGAGGGGAACUGCCCGGCGUACAUGGCGGGUGUGCCUGGUUCAGCCUCGUCCUUCCACACGGCCGUGGUGAACCAGUACCGCAUGAGAGGGAUGAGCCCGGGCUCCAUGAACUCCUGCUGCAUUCCCACCAAGCUCAGCACCAUGUCGAUGCUCUACUUUGACGAUGAGUACAACAUCGUCAAGCGGGACGUUCCCAACAUGAUCGUGGAGGAGUGUGGCUGUGCUUGAGUAUGUUUUUAUCUUGUUUAUUUAAAGUGGAACUGAAGAACUUCUGUAAACAGAUUCACAAUAUUACGACGAAAAAAAAUAAUUAUAGAAACAAAGCGAUAUUUAUGGACUAUCGAGAAAACAUACGCACACACAACCUCAUCCACACAUAUCUACACACGCUCAUGUAUGCCUGCACAAACACUUGUAUAUAUAUUUAUGUUUGUUGAUAUCCUAUUUUGUUAAUAUUCUAUGGUGGAAGACUUUCCGCCAAUGUACGACUCUUUGUGUAAAGACAAGAUGAUGUUCUCACUUUUAAAGGGACGUGAAGAGUUCUCUUCCAAAACACUAAAUAUCUUGGAACACCUUGGAAAACAAUCAUUACCUGAAAUUCAUAAUUCAGUAUCUCUAAAAUAGUGAGUGUCUGGUUUGUAAAAGUGUUAUAUCAUUCUGUCAACCAAGGACUUACCUACUAGCCUUUGCAAAGUACCAUAGUUUGAUUGAAUUUUGUGCUGUCAGUCACUUUGUAAGAGUAGCUGUCACAUUUAUAAAAGUGGCUAUCUCAUUUUGGAGUGAAACUCUUCAUAGGUAAAACAUGAGUCCAACCUGUAACAUGAAAACAGAGAAAUCUACUCUAGGGGAGGUGGAGGCAGCCUGAUGUGAAUGAUGAAAGAGUCUCACUAGGUGGGAUGUUGGGGUGGGGUUCGGGGGUGAUUCGAGUACGCUUCUUUCAAGAGACUGUAUCUGCAAACACCUGGGAAAAAGCACUGAAACUUUUUUUUGGGUUCACCAAUCAAAUGUCACCAACGUACAGCACUUCAAGCCGGGAGCCAUUCACACACCCUGUCUUAGAGAAAACUGUGUUCCCACGGUAAAACUGGCUUCGGCAAAAAUCGACUUUCGAACACAUUCCGGAAUUGGACGUCACGAUAGAAAAAGCACAGCGGAUAAAGACACUUCAACCCCGACGUUGUUUCUGUUCCACCGAUACCUUCAGCAAACCAGAAGAUAAUCCCCCUGACAACGAAAAGGUAGAGCUGUCAGUGUGAGGGGUCACACCUGAAAUUCAAGAAACCUACUUGCUUGUGUGUCCGUGCUGAAUCUCUAUUUGCAGUGCUGGCUUUUUUUUUUUUCUUUUGUUUCUUUCUCAGUAUCCUCAAUGGAAAGGAUGCACUGUUGCGUGUUGCUGUCUGAGCUGUUUAGCUUGCUAGAAGUUAGAAAUAUUUUGACUUGUAGCAUAAGAGUGCUGAGCAUCUAAAAGGUUUUCAGCUGUCUGUGACAACUACAACAACUGUGACCAGCACUGCCCCGUUCUCCCAUGUUUUUGGCUAUGAAAAACAGGUGGCCAAUGGCUUAUAGAGCAAAGAGGGGUUUACGUUUGACAUUCUUACAGCUUGUACAAUGACUUUAGGCAUUUGUGACAAAUGGAUUGCCAUGUAAAUGGUGAAUUAUGGAUCCAAUCCUUCAGCACUGUUCCUCAAGAUAUUGUAUGAAACCUUCUAUCAGACCAUGCAUUUACAUUCCAGGCAUUUAAAUGAUUCUUUUAUCCAGACUGACGUACAAUGAGCGAGCAGAUAGGGGGUCAGUGGUUUGUUCAGGACACAUGACUGCUGAUGGACACAUUAGCUGUAGCAGGGAUCGAAGCUGUGACCUUUCAGUUGAGGGAGGGACUCUGUAACCAGAAUGCCACGGUUAUUGCUCUGCUAACGUCUUGGGUUUAGAGUUUCCGAAUGUCUCUAAAUGCUCCUUAACACUCGUAGGCAGUCGUCCAGAAACUAACUGAUGAUAAUCUGUUUGAAUCGGUCUUAUGUGCCCACAGUUGUAGAAGUCACCAUUGACGCAUCCUGCAUGCAUCCCACAUUAACACUUCAGGUGGGUCUCAUAAUGCCACACACAGCAGAAGCAAAUUAGAGCACUGCAACACAAAAUGUCAGUUUAUCUCAGUUUAAAAGUCAGCAAGCUGUUCUACUUGACUUCCCAUGGCUGAACGGAGAACAACACUUGUUUUUUUUCUAAACAGUGGACCUUGGGAAUGGAGCCAAAAGGCAGCAGCAGCUCAGCAAGCAUGCAGUCCAAAGUGGGACUUCUACAACAUCUACAUCUGUAGUAUGCAUUAACAUUUAAAGAAUUUAGCGGAGGCUGUGCUCCAGACACUUAAAGAGACACAGAUACUGAACGGGACAAAAAAAGUGAAGCGAUGCUCUGGUCGCUGCGAGGAUCAAACCUGUGACAUUCUGGUUACAUGAAAGUCUCUCUAAUCACUACACCACCCUGCCAAUAAAGGAUUUUCUUUGUCAAACAGAGCAAAAACCUUUAUUGCGCUGAAGAUUUUACGAUGAAUUUCAGGAACGGCCUCACAUUCAUCCGUCUACCUUUAUCUGUUUCUAUUAUGAAAACAAAACUUUCAUUCCCUCGCUUGUUGCUUCACAGCAUCACCUUAGAGGGAAAGCUUGAUUUCUUCAAAUUAUUCAAAAAAAUAUUAAAUAUGUCUCAUUUCAGUCAGCAAAGGUGAAAAGUUGCCAUAUUGCUCCGUUAGUGAUGGUGCAGCUUAGCACUUCCCAAUGCACACUUUGAUAGCACUUGCAGAUUGAAAUGCCUUUAAUGAGCCCUAUGUGGCGCAUCGUUGCCCACAGUCCUUUUAAAACAAUAAGUGCCGCAUGAGCUAUGCAAUGUAUAGUAUUUACCCAUGUACCAGACAAGCUGAACUUUAGCUCUAGUGACAAACUAUCACCAAUACUUGAAAUGUAAUUGUGGCAGGCAGAGGCGGGGCUGGGCGUUGGCUGGAAGGUGGAGAGAGAUGAGGAGCGUGCCGAUGAGACGAUGAGUCGUAUCCCUAUUAACCCUCCAAUUUGUGCUCCGUGGUUUCUAUUACGAGGUGGUGAAGUCAAGACGCUGGAUUUCUGGAGCCACAGCUAUGAAGUACUGUUUAUUACGUGACUGUGACCCAGAUGGAAUGCAUAAAUAGUGAUUUAGGACUAACUUCAGUGUGCACGUCAGACUCUAAAUCCGUCUUACGGCAUGGCUGAAUUACUGUCGAGUUUCCAAGGUCCUUUGAACAUUCCCGUUGAACGCGAGACACAGUUUCAGGUCUCAGUCACUUUGACAACACUUGAUGUUUUCAGGUCAGAUGUUCCAGCGGCUUGCUAUUUCAGAGGUGCAGCGUGUUCCGCUCUCACUCCCUGCUUUGUCGUGUACUGUUAUGUAACAGAAACCAGGGUGCACAUUUGGGAAAAUUACUAGUGUUCAGGUACUGCUUAUUAUCUCGCGGCGCUGCUCCUCACCUCUUUCCUCUCCCCGUCCAAUGCCUGACCCCAGCCGGGCCUGCCACUGUAAUCUUUCGCUUAUUCUUCAAAGCGAAUGGUUGUUAGAAUAUUUGCACUGAAGAGUUGCGUGAUUAGUAAUAAGAAAAAAAGAAACUGCCAUUGAAAAAAAAAAAAGUUAUUUUUAUAGAAGCAAAAUUGAGCUCUGUUCAAAUGUAUUAUACCUAAUCAUUGAACCAAAGA
Molecule: messenger RNA, 5411 nt
Organism: Myripristis murdjan (pinecone soldierfish)
Lineage: Eukaryota; Metazoa; Chordata; Actinopteri; Holocentriformes; Holocentridae
Product: inhibin beta B chain
Exons: 2
Coding region: 760-1929 (389 amino acids)
Cellular component (GO): extracellular region
Molecular function (GO): cytokine activity; growth factor activity
Source: RefSeq, a predicted model, not a curated record